Messenger RNA from Penaeus monodon (black tiger shrimp), 2248 nucleotides. RefSeq names its product glucose dehydrogenase [FAD, quinone]-like. The transcript has 14 exons. The record is from RefSeq and is a predicted model, not a curated record. Gene Ontology annotation, molecular function: oxidoreductase activity, acting on CH-OH group of donors; flavin adenine dinucleotide binding. Bases 123 to 1958 code for a protein of 611 amino acids. Lineage: Eukaryota; Metazoa; Arthropoda; Malacostraca; Decapoda; Penaeidae.
AUGGAUGGCGGCUGCAGGUAGAUAUGUCUCAGUCGACCUCUAGCUCUCGUGACUGGAAGACCCCUCCCCCUCUUGUUUCGUCCAUCUACAGCCGAUGACGUAAGUGCGCAGUCGAAGCCAAUAUGACGACCCUCACCUUUGCAAAAAUAGUGGGCCUCAUUCCCUUGGCGAUGAUGCGUCUCCUGGUCCUGACGACGCUGAAGGAAGUCGGGAGGCAUGACUACGAUGCAUCGAAACUCCUGAUGCAGCAUUAUGACUUCGUGAUUGUCGGCGCAGGUUCGGCAGGUAGCGUGAUGGCCGCCCGUCUCUCGGAAGUAGCAGGAUGGAGGGUCCUGUUGCUCGAAGCAGGGGGGACGCCGCCUCCGGAGAGCCACGUCCCGGCCUUCAACGGCGCUCUGUACCGAGGGGAGGCCGACUGGAAUUUUAUCACGACGCCGCAGCGGUACUCCUCGGGCAGUUUUAUCGAUAAUGCCACGCUCUAUCCCCGAGGACGCACCUUGGGGGGAUCCUCAACUAUCAACUCCAUGAUAUACGUCCGAGGAAACAGACGGGACUUCGACCACUGGGAGGAAUUAGGGAAUCCUGGCUGGGACUUCAACACAGUGCUCAAGUACUUCAAGAAGUCGGAGGAUUUUCGGGGCUUCAAGAGGGCCGAUACAGACUAUUACCGUGGUUCCGGUGGACCCCAGACCGUGGAGCGUAAGCGCUGGAGCACACCUGUUCUCAAGGGUUUCCUGAAGGCUGGAAAACAACUCGGGUACGAUAUUAUUGAUCCCAACGCCGCUGAGCAAAUUGGUUUUUCCGAGAUCGACCUGACAGCGAGGAAUGGCCAGCGUUGGUCCACGGCCGAGGCUUAUAUCAAACCCGCGGCCAAGACGAGACCGAAUCUGCACGUCCUUGUAGAUGCGCGUGUAACACAGGUUCUUUUCGACAGCAACAGGAAAGCUACUGGAGUAAAAUUUUUACAUCAUGGAAAGGUGAAAACAGCUCUUGCAUCCCGAGAGGUGAUCAUGUCAGCAGGUGCGAUUGGGUCACCUCACUUGCUUCUGCUUUCGGGAGUCGGUCCAGCCCACCACCUGAAGGAACAUGGCAUCCCUGUGGUUGUAGAUCUCCACGGCGUUGGGCAGAACCUCCAAGAUCACCCUAAUGUACCUGGACUCGCUUGGACUGUCACCAAAGGUUCUUCGUUCAACUACUUGUCCCUCGCCAACCCCAAGCAUGUUUUGGAUUACGUCAAGGAUAGACAAGGACCCCUAUCCUCGCCCGUGGGUACAGAGGGAAACGCAUGGCCACCUUCCCCCAUUGGAGAUCCAUACUGGCCCGAGAUACAGCUGGCCUUCGUCUCAGGAACCCCGGCGACAGAUUACGGCCUCAUUGUCCCAGGAACCUUUCGAUUCAGGAAGGAGCUGUACCUGAAUUUCUACAAACCGAUCCUGGGUCAAGAAGGUUUCUCUCUCGUGCCCCUCAUUGCCCGCCCGAAGAGCAGGGGGUCGAUUACACUUCGGUCCCGCGACCCUUUGGACGAUCCGCUCAUUGAUACCAACUUCCUCGCUCAUCCUGACGAUGCUGCUGUUCUUGUUAGAGGAGUAAAAUUCGCGCUAAAAGUGGGAUCGGCGCCAGCAUUGAGGCAAGAACACGGGGCCAAAUUCCACGAUAAGGUGUUGCCAGAAUGCUCGUACAACAAACCAUUUUCUGACGCAUAUUGGGAGUGUUAUGUCCGUUAUUUCACCCACACUUCCUACCAUCCCGCUGGAACGUGUAAAAUGGGACCCGAAUCUGACCCUUAUAGCGUAGUGGAUCACAGACUUCGACUACGGGGCGUGACCGGACUUCGCGUCGUCGAUGCCUCUAUCAUGCCCCUGGUGGUGUCGGGAAACACCAACGCAGCCGCCAUCAUGAUUGGCGAGCGAGCUGCCGAUCUCGUGAAGGAAGAUUGGGGCAUUCCUGUCUAUGGAUAAGGGCAAGGGGACAUGUUAGGAUGAUGUGUCUAAGAAAUUCAGGUUGAUCGGAGGUUAGAGAAGAGUGGGAUGGCGUUUGUGUAUGGAUGAGGGCAAGAAUUAACAUCUAGAAGGAUAUAAAGUGGGUAGAUAUGUUAGGAUAAGGCUUUUCGCGACUGAAGGAGGUUGAAAACUGCAUAGAGGAGGGAGGAUUUCUUGUGUAUGAGUAAGGGCAAGGUAUAACAUCAAGGACAUUUAACUAGAUGGCCAUUUCGGGAUGAAGACUCAAAGGAAUAUAGCAAGCAGAAAAU